GUUUUUUCUGUGGUGAUUGACUGCUCGUUGCGUACAGCAGUACUCUAACGAUUUCACAAUGGUGAAGGAAGAGCCGAGCGAUACUUUGACGAUUGCAGCUGACGAUUAUGUUCUCGAUUCGGUGGACCCUUGCAAAGCAGAAAAAUCUGAAAUAUUGUCGUUUCAUGCAUUAUCGCCAAAACAAGAAAAUGAAACUAUACCAUCAGAGGAAAGUUUAGAUGCAAAUGUACUGAUAGAUUUUGAGUGCAAAGAUGUUAAACUUCAACCAACGUCUUUGUCGACAAAUAUUUGCAAAUCCGAGUAUCAAAGUUGUCAACCUAUUGAAAAAAUCGAAAAAGAAAAUCAGUCUGAUAGUACAAAUGAAAAUAUAUUCGUCGAUUUUGAGUGCAAAGAUGUUAAACUUCAACCAACGUCUUUGUCGACAAAUAUUUGCAAAUCCGAGUAUCAAAAUUGUCAAUCUGUUGUAAAAAUCGAAAAAGAAAAUCAGUCUGAUAGUACAAAUGAAAAUAUAUUCGUCGAUUUUGAGUGCAAAGAUGUUAAACUUCAACCGGCGUCUUUGUCAACAAAUAUUUGCAAAUCCGAGUAUCAAAGUUGUCAACCUAUUAUCGAAAAAGAAAACCAAAAUCCGCACGAUUACGUGAAUAAAAAAAAGCUUAUAAUUUUGAUAAAAAAAGGAUUUAAUUAUGAUGAUAAUUGUCGAUUGAAUGCCAACUCUCGUUUAAAACUGGUGGAAUAUUUGUCAGAAAUCAUUUGGCAGCAAGGCUCAACUGAAAACUCACGUAAAGAUAGUGCACGAUUGUAUCAAAUUCUUCGAAUGUGA
Trichogramma pretiosum is the source of this 820-nucleotide messenger RNA. RefSeq lists its product as uncharacterized. The record is from RefSeq and is a predicted model, not a curated record. NCBI's taxonomy places the organism in Eukaryota, Metazoa, Arthropoda, Insecta, Hymenoptera, Trichogrammatidae. The coding region runs from base 59 to 820 and encodes 253 amino acids. The transcript has 4 exons.